ACCCAUGCAGUAACCCACAGUGCAACGGCAAGGUCAACCCCACGGUGCUACUUAUGCAAGCUUUCGCCCCCAUGAUGAGACCAGGCAUGGGCGGAAUGGGCGGAAUGGGAGGAGGCAUGGGUGGAAUGGGCGGAGCUAUGGGCGGAAUGGGUGGAGCUAACCCAUUCUUGUCUAUGAGUGAGUUUAUCUGUUGUAGAUAUGUCAAAUUACAAUUACAUUUUUUGGGUGAUAUGUUUGGCUUGUACAAAGAAAACAUGUAUAAAACAUGAGAAAACUCACACAUUAUGAAUUAUGUACACCAAACAUUUCACCUGAAGGUAACUGGUCCAUGAAAUUAGUUAAAUUCAUGAUAUAUAAAUUCGGUAGAGGUUGAAACCACUGCUACUGUUACAUUAGUAAACUGACUGGUGAUUAUAUUAGUUAAUAUUAGUGAUCUAUAAAUUCAGUAGAAGCCAUCGCUUGUUAUGGAUGUACACUUCUGAAAUAGCACGCGCAGUCAUCACAUUGUACACUUAUGAAAUAGCACGUGCAGUCAUCGUAUUGUUCACUUAUGAAAUAGCACGUGCAGUCAUCGCAUUGACGACUUUUUUAACCCCUUGCUUUCAGUGGGUCAAGGUCAACAGAACCCCUUGUUGGCGGCCAUGUUGCCAGGAUUUAAUGGUAUGAACAAGUCUGCAGGUAACAUAUAGGUGAAUGAGUGUUUGAAUGGUAUUCAAGAGUUAAGGGAACUUAUAGGUGCAUGAGGGCUUAAGGGUAUGAAUGGUAUUCAAGAAUUAAGGGAACUUAUAGGUGAAUGAGUGUAUGAAUGGUAUUCAAGAAUUUAGGUAACUUAUAGGUGAAAGAGUGUAUGAAUGGUAUUCAAAAGUUAAUGUAACCUAUAGGUGCAUGAGUGUAUGAAUGGCAUGCAGAAGUCUAGAGGUAACAUAUCGGUUAAUGAAUUUACGGUGAGGUACGUACGUGUUGCUUGAUGUUCUUGGAGCUGAACGUGUGAAUAAAAAGGUCAGGAAGGUUGGGAGAAUGAUUAAAAAUUCACCACCGAUGUAAGUACAUGAGAUGAUGCGGCGAAUGCUUACAUCUAGCUGCAGAUGUAAGUGCAUGAGAUGAGGGGGCGAAUGCUUACAUCUAGCUGCAGAUGUAAGUGCAUGAGAUGAGGGGGCGAAUGCAUUAUCUGCCAAUGGAAAGUUGAUGUGUGCUUAUUUAGUGUCAGCCACAACAGUAAGAAGCUACUGUCUGAAUCAUAACGCUAUAAAGUUGAUUUUUUUUUAAUGUUCGCAAACAGCCCCUUAAGGAAUUAACCCUAUUCAUUCACAAUCACCAUCUCGUUACAAUCAUAAGAGAGGCGAAGUGGUCCAAAUAGUGACUAAUAUUUUAUCAUACAGAAUCACAAUAAUAGUCAAUACGAACUAGGUCAACACCUCAUGCCAAACACACGAAUGAUUGGCACCAAUAUCAUAUUAAUCUCAAUACUUCCAUUACUAGCAUUUGGAUAAUCUUCUUUACGUCUUAAACUUAAUAAUGUAUCAACACACUAUAGCUUGUCUAAUUUCUUCAAACAAAUUACACGAAUCGACUGUCAUAUUAUUCAACCUCCUUUUCUUGUUCCUUUCUUCGCUCUCCUUGAUUUGCCAGGUUUUCUCAAGUCCCCAUACUCUGUAUAUUACAUAAAAAAAUAACUCUCAUAUUACUUAUCUCCCAUAUAUUCAUAGCUGUGACAAGAGUUAAGACCUAACAUCCGCUAUAAGUUAAUUGAAGACACUUCACCGUGUGAGGUAUUUAGCUCCACAUGUGAGGAAAAAAACCCCCACAGACCUAAAUAUUAAUAUUAACCUGUUUGAUGAGCUUUUAAAUCACGCACGAAAACGUGGUAUAUAAAUAGAAUGUAUGUUUGAAAAUAUGUAUGUUAUGAAGAAAUGAGCGGUAAAAGAAACUGUAAGUUAUGGGGAGUUGUUUUUGAACGAUGUGUUAAGAGUUACUUUGUGUUAUAAAGAAACACGCUUUGAAAAAACGUUUUUGGCUCGAGCGUGUAUUAUAAAAACAUGUGUUAUGGAGAAAUGUUUUUGUACUCUAUAGUCCUUGUUAAUACUAAUAAGAACAGUUUUCAUAUAAAGGAUUUUAUUGCAUGUCCGUUAUAUAUAUAUAACGUCUCAUUAAUAUAAAUAUAUAUUAAUUUGACAUUAUAUCUUCUCUAAAACGUACAGGUACAGCUACACAGCCAGCCAACCCGCCAGCCACACCUGCAGGGUCAACUCCACCGGUCUCACCAAAGCCCGCGGUGCAACCCGCAAUGCCCAACAACUUGGCCCAGAUGAUGCAGAUGUUCCAGAACCCGCAAAUGGCGCAGGUCAGUCAGUACACUGGCGUCAGAAGGAAGGGGUGGAGGGGGAAAUGAGGGGGGGGGAUGCUCCUGUAUAUUGAGUGGCGGCAUUUUCCGGCCAACUGCAGAGUAUUUUCGUGAGGGAGGCGCGGAAAAAAUCUUGUCCCAAACCCGGGGCGCUACUUAGCCUAGCAAGUGUCAUUUGGGUCACUGUAUUGAGUCAGUCACGGGUUUCUCGUGUCUGGUUACAUCGGGAUUAAAGGAGAUUGUUCAGUUCUUGAUGGGAUGACUAGGAUUAAGAUUAAGGUUAUAAUUAAGAAUGAGAUAGAUUUCACGCAAUAUUUAAAAAAAAUAAAAAUAAAGGGAAACUAUCGUGUCUGGUUACAUUUCAUUAAGGCGAAUUAUCAUGUUUCGUUCCAGAUGAUGCAACAAUACAUGCUCAAAACACUCAUGGGUCAGGGCGGAGGUCAUCCCGCGGCAACCCCAGCACCAAAAGCCAACCAGUACCCAAACUUUGGCGGUAGUCAAGGCUUCCCAUUUUGUAAGUUAAGAUUCAACUAAAAAAAAAACCCUAUCUAGAUUAGAGAAAAGAUAGUAAUGACAAACAGAGGUAUAGAGAGAAAGGAGAGAGAUAAAGAGAUGGAGGGAAAGGUAGAGAUGAGAUAGAAAGGGAGAGAGACAGGAUGAGAGAGAGAGAACGUGAGAGAGAACGAGAAGAAGAUAGAGUGAGAGGAAAAGAUAUAGAGAAUAGAGAAAGUGGGAGAUAGAUAGAGAGAGAGAGAGGAGAGAGAGAAAGUGAGAGAGACAGAAGGAGGAGAAAGGGAAAAAGAUAAGUUGAGAGGAGAAGAAAGAAAAAGAGGGAGAUAUUAGGAGAGAGGACGAGAGAGAGAGAGAGAGAAAUAGGAAGAGAGGGGUAUUGAGUCGGAGAGAGGGGAAGAGAGUGGGAGAGAGAGAGUGAGAGAGAGAAGAAGAGAUAGGGAGGAUGAGAGAUGGAGAGAGAAAAGGAAGAAAGAUUUGUUUAAAAAACAUUAUUACCAUUUCAGUUUAAACAAUUUUUCUCUGGAUGCAAGAACGUGACGUCACAGCGGACGCACCAGGCCAGCGACAUUUUACUACAACCUUUCCUCUCCACACUGUUUUUACAUUGCUGUGGCGACAUGUCCAUAGUGACAUCUUUGUGGUGCCAUCUGUAUUUUGACAUAGCUGUGGUGACAUGGACAAAGGGCAAUUCCAACAGCCUGAUGAUCUUGUCAUAAUUAUAACAAUUAAGGGGAGGGGGGCGCCAGUUGUUUAGUUUUUGAGAAAUUUAUUAAAGUAAUAGAACAUAA
Lymnaea stagnalis (great pond snail) is the source of this 3642-nucleotide messenger RNA. The record is from the annotation of a GenBank genome assembly. NCBI's taxonomy places the organism in Eukaryota, Metazoa, Mollusca, Gastropoda, Lymnaeidae.